UUGAUUUUAUUGAGGGAAGACCCGAGCGCAACUCGCACACAGCCACAAACGCUCAGCACCUCAGCAGGAGCAACUUGAGGCUAACCGUUACGAUUCAAUAUAUCUGUACGGAAGAAUUUAUUUAAACGGGACAGUUCGUUGCGUUUAAGGUGUCACCCUUUGGAUUCAUUGUCGGAGGAGUCAGGGAUACAUCCAAAGAGACAAGUCUCGUAUAAAUUGAAAAUCUACGUUUCGAUUCCUCCGCCCAGGCGACUGAGGCGAGAUAACCAAGAAGCGCACAAUCCCAAGCACAAGAGGCUUGGCUGAUCCAUCAUUGUGGCUCUUCCAGCGGUGGCAUGUUCGAGGGAUAAAGGGGAUAGAAUUGAACUCCUACUUUCACCUAAAGAGGAUUCAAUGAAAAUGUCCGUCUGCGUCCAUGAGAACCGCAAGUCGCGGGCCAGCACCGGCUCCAUGAACAUCUACCUGUUCCACAAGUCCUCCUACGCCGACAGCGUCCUCAUGCACCUCAACGCCCUCCGCCAGCAGCGGCUCUUCACCGACGUCCUGCUGCACGCCGGCAGCCGCUCCUUCCCCUGCCACCGCGCCGUGCUCGCCGCCUGCAGCCGCUACUUCGAGGCCAUGUUCAGCGGAGGCCUGCGAGAGAGCCAGGCCAACGAGGUGGACUUCAGGGACUCCAUCCACCCCGAGGUCCUGGAGCUCCUCUUGGACUACGCCUACUCCUCGCGCGUCGUCAUCAACGAGGAGAACGCCGAGUCGCUGCUGGAGGCCGGCGACAUGCUGGAGUUCCAGGACAUCCGGGACGCCUGCGCCGAGUUCCUGGAGAGGAACCUGCACCCGUCCAACUGCCUGGGCAUGCUGCUGCUGUCCGACGCCCACCAGUGCACCAAGCUGUCGGAGCUGUCCUGGGGCAUGUGCCUGAGCAACUUCCCGGCCAUCUGUAAGACGGAGGACUUCCUCCAGCUCCCCAAGGACAUGGUGGUUCAGCUGCUGUCCCACGAGGAGCUGGAGACGGAGGACGAGAGGCUGGUCUAUGAGGCGGCCCUCAACUGGGUGAACUACGACCUGGAGAGACGCCACUGCGGCCUGCCUGAGCUGCUGCGCACGGUCCGCCUGGCGCUGCUGCCCGCCAUCUUCCUCAUGGAGAACGUCUCCACGGAGGAGCUGAUCAACGCCCAGGUGAAGAGCAAGGAGCUGGUGGACGAGGCCAUCCGCUGCAAGCUGAAGAUCCUCCAGAACGACGGCGUGGUCAACAGCCCAUGCGCCCGCCCCCGCAAGACCAGCCACGCCCUGUUCCUGCUGGGCGGACAGACCUUCAUGUGCGACAAGCUCUACCUGGUGGACCAGAAGGCCAAGGAGAUCAUCCCCAAGGCGGACAUCCCCAGCCCCAGGAAGGAGUUCAGUGCCUGUGCCAUCGGCUGCAAGGUCUACGUCACGGGGGGGCGGGGCUCGGAGAACGGCGUGUCCAAAGAUGUGUGGGUCUACGACACCGUGCAGGAGGAGUGGUCCAAGGCGGCACCGAUGCUCAUCGCCCGGUUCGGCCACGGCUCCGCCGAGCUGAAACACUGCCUCUACGUGGUGGGAGGCCAUACCGCGGCCACGGGCUGCCUGCCGGCCUCUCCCUCGGUGUCACUCAAACAGGUGGAGCAGUUCGACCCGGCGACCAACAAGUGGACCAUGGUGGCCCCUCUGAGAGAAGGCGUGAGCAACGCGGCGGUGGUCAGCGUCAAACUCAAGCUGUUUGCAUUCGGGGGCACCAGCGUCACUCACGACAAGCUACCCAAGGUGCAGUGCUACGACCCGCAGGAGAACCGUUGGACGGUGCCCGCCUCCUGCCCGCAGCCCUGGCGCUACACGGCCGCCGCUGUCCUCGGGAACCAGAUCUUUGUCAUGGGCGGCGACACGGAAUUCUCGGCGUGCUCGGCCUACAAGUUCAGCAGCGACAGCUACCAGUGGACUAAGGUGGGCGACGUCACGGCCAAGCGGAUGAGCUGCCAGGCGGUGGCGUCGGGCAACAAACUCUACGUCGUGGGCGGGUACUUUGGCACGCAGCGCUGCAAGACGCUGGACUGUUACGACCCGACGCUGGAUGCCUGGAAUAGCAUCACCACAGUGCCCUACUCGCUUAUCCCCACCGCCUUCGUCAGCACCUGGAAACACCUGCCUGCCUGAGCGAGGCAUGCUGGGAUUGCCCAAGCCAACACCCCCUGCCUGCAUCCCAUGAGAUUUCCCUGUUUUGCAUCAUCCACUGGAUUCAAACUGUGAAGACAAAGAAGAAGAAGAAGCACCCUCUUAAACUUGCUGUGCAAUCAAAUCUACAUGAUCUCUCUCCUUUAUUCUCAAAACAACAGAAACAAUGGGAUAAUCCCCCCCCCACACACACACCUUCCCCCCCCCCUCCACACACACACACACGCGCCUAUCUCGCGGGUGGCACAGUGGCCACUCAGAAUCCAUGGAAGCACAGAACCAUCGUGUCCCUGUGUAGACCCGUGACCAGACGGAUGUCAUUUUCCAUUUCUGCCGGUGUCAUCCAGGGUUCGAAGUAACCAACCCUGACGCAUUUCUGAGGGGAACCUUUCGACGUGCUGUAUGUUCAGCAACACCAAACAACCUGCUGCUUGUUCUAAAAAGAAGAACUUGUUGUACUCUUUACAUAUCAUGCUUUUGCUCUUCAGCCUUUAAUAGCAGCGCUGUACACUUAUCACACCUGCCCCCUUUUAUUUCCGUCCUGCCGUGAAAGACUGCCGACCCGGUAAUGGCUAUUCACUACGAUAUAUAAAAGUUAAUAAAAUAAAAAUAUACCUUCUGCGCAAGGGCGGACGGAGGGAUGAAGGAUGGAGGAACAACGGAGUGGUUGCCAUUGAUCGGUUCGGACGGCUGAUACCCUAACAGUUACCUUCCCGCCCUCCUCUCUUUCCUUUGACUGAGAGACUCCAGGAUCUCUCCAUUUGGGAGGAGUAGGCAUCAGAUCUGCUCCUGCCAGCCGACCAUGCAGAGGGCUGGGGUAGUCUGACUGGCCCUGGCCCUGGCUGUCCCUCCACCUCCUCAGAAGCCUGGAGGCCCGGCACCAGUCACACCCCCCGCAGGAGGUGUGGUGGGGUGGAAAGGUGAAGGUACAAAAAGGUAGAGGGGAGGGGGCAGGGGGGUCAUCUCAUCAUGCCCUGACAUGCCUGUUAAGGUGAAGCUGAGAGCCCCUCACGGCCACCACCCCACCUGCCCCCCCCCCCCCCCCCCCCCCCCCC
Molecule: messenger RNA, 3242 nt
Organism: Hypomesus transpacificus
Lineage: Eukaryota; Metazoa; Chordata; Actinopteri; Osmeriformes; Osmeridae
Gene: enc1
Product: ectodermal-neural cortex 1
Exons: 3
Coding region: 394-2169 (591 amino acids)
Molecular function (GO): protein binding
Source: RefSeq, a predicted model, not a curated record